UCCUCUUUUUUCCUCGGGGGGAAAUCUCCUUUUAAAAAAAUCAUUUUUUCUAUCAAAGUGUGAAGUGUGAACUCUCAGACUGUAGCUUACGAUUUAUACCUCUCGCUCGCUACCCGCUUUUUCGAUCAAAUGCCCAUUGGCUCCACUUCUCGUUAGCUCAAUCUCAAAAAUGAUAAUUUAUUUUUGUGAUUUUGGCUUUGGUAUUAUUGAUUUGUUCCGAAAGGUAAAUUUUUCCUGAAGGUUUGUGGCCCUUCUUCGCACACGGGUCUUGUGAUUUUUUGUUGGGUAAUGUAUCUGACACCGCUGCUGCAUUUUCGCGAAUAGAGGCUGGUGCUUAUUUACGAUCCAUUUGCACGCAAGUGAUGUCAUGUAAUAGAGUUAAUUUUAUAUUUUUUAAGUCGUGGUUUCAGGCUCCACUGCACUUCCAAAACAAUUGGUUGUGCAGUCCCUGUCUACAGACAUUGCCAUCAAGUUUCUGCCGUUAUGUAGGUUCUAAUUCUAAUAUGGCCAGUGGUUCUUGUGUAAUUCCCGAUGGCAAUGUCAAUGUAAGUUCACCACUUAAUUCACAGAGGACAUACCAAGUGGUAGUGGCUGCGACCCUGGAUAUGGGCAUUGGUAAGGAUGGAAAAUUACCCUGGAGAUUACCCUGUGAUCUCAAAUUUUUCAAGGAGAUCACUAAGGCCACAUCUGAUCCUGGGAAGAAGAACGCAGUUUUAAUGGGUAGAAAAACAUGGGAGAGUAUCCCUCUUCAGAACCGACCUCUUCCCGGUCGUCUUAAUGUUGUUCUUACUCGCUCGGGAAGAUUUGAUAUGGUAAAUACAGAGAAUGUUGUUACCUGUGGAAGCAUGUCUUCCGCUUUGGAACUAUUAGCUGCUUCUCCUUACUCUCUAUCAAUUGAGAAAAUAUUUGUUAUAGGAGGUGGCCAGAUAUUUAGAGAGGCUCUUAAUGCACCUAGUUGUGAAGCUAUCCACAUUACAGAAAUUGAGACAAGUAUUGAGUGCGACACUUUCAUGCCUCCGAUUGACUCCUCAGUUUUCCGGCCAUGGUACUCAUCUUUUCCUAUGGUGGAGAACAACACUCGUUAUUCUUUCACCACUUAUGUGCGUGUGAGGAGUUCUGCAGCCAACCACCUUAAUCGGAAUGCUGAUACUAAUUCUGAUUGUACAUCAGAUUCCACAAAAAUUGGGGCCAAUAAAUUCUCUUUCCUUCCUAAAAUGAUUUUUGAGAGACACGAGGAGUACGUGUAUCUUAGACUGAUUCAAGAAAUCAUCUCUGAAGGAACUCGUAAGUAUGAUAGGACAGGGACUGGCAUCUUAUCGAAACCUGGUUGCCAGAUGAGGUUCAAUCUACGUAAAAGCUUUCCUCUUCUAACAACUAAGAAAGUAUUUUGGCGAGGGGUUGUUGAAGAGCUUCUUUGGUUUAUAAGUGGUUCAACAAAUGCCAAGGUGCUGCAGGAAAAAGGCAUCUGCAUAUGGGAUGGCAAUGCAUCCAAAGAAUGCCUUGAUAGUAUUGGUUUGACAGAGAGGGAGGAUGGUGAUUUAGGACCUAUAUAUGGGUUUCAGCGGAGGCACUUCGGUGCAAGUUAUACUGGGAUGCAUUCUGACUACUCGGGGCAAGGAUUUGAUCAGCUUUUGGAUGUUAUUAACAAGAUAAAGAAUAAUCCUGAUGAUCGGCGGAUUAUCCUCUCAGCAUGGAAUCCAGCCGAUCUAAAAUUGAUGGCACUUCCACCCUGCCACAUGUCUGCACAGUUCUAUGUAGCAAAUGGGGAGUUAUCCUGCCAAAUGUAUCAGCGAUCUGCUGACAUGGGCCUUGGCGUACCAUUUAACAUGGCAUCUUAUGCCCUCCUGACAUGCAUGAUAGCUCAUGUUUGUGAACUUGUUCCGGGUGAUUUCAUCCAUGUCAUUGGGGAUGCACACGUUUACUGCAGUUAUGUGAGGUCUUUGCAGGAGCAGCUCCAGAACCAACCCAGACCUUUUCCAAUUUUGAAGAUAAAGUCAUCAAAGAAGGAUAUAGAUUCGUUUGUGGCUUCUGAUUUUGAUCUCAUAGGUUAUAAUCCUCACCGGAACAUAGAGAAUUGAAAAUGGCUGUGUAGAGACCUUCAUCUGCCCCUUCUUCAAGCUAUUCGGGAAUUAUAGGACCUUUUGAGUGGCAGGGUCCAGUGAGAUGAGAAAGCUGCUUUGGGUGAGCUCUCAUUAGUGAACGGAGACACAACUAUUGCUUUCAUUAUCUGGGCCAGAAGAAAGAAACUUUCCUUUAUUAUCCAAUUGGACUCCCAAAUUUGCACUUUUUAUUCAAAUCCAUCAAUUUUCUCACGUUCCUUCGCAAGCAAAUUCAAUACCUGUCGUCAUUCCAUUGCUGCAACUGCACACUUUCCUUUCUCCAGAGAUUAGAGAACCACUCACCAAAAGCUUUGGCACUCACACGCUCUUUAGAUAGCCUUUGACAGGGACUGCACCUUCCUGUCAAACAAACUGACUCAGAGCCUUCUGUCUGAGCAGAUCCAGGAGGCUUGUCAAGGCCAGUUCAGAGUCCUCGUUCUUCAGCAACUCCUCACCCACCUCCG
Messenger RNA from Neltuma alba, 2563 nucleotides. RefSeq names its product bifunctional dihydrofolate reductase-thymidylate synthase-like. Gene Ontology annotation, cellular component: mitochondrion; cytosol. The transcript has 11 exons. Gene Ontology annotation, molecular function: thymidylate synthase activity; dihydrofolate reductase activity. Lineage: Eukaryota; Viridiplantae; Streptophyta; Magnoliopsida; Fabales; Fabaceae. The coding region runs from base 363 to 2078 and encodes 571 amino acids. Gene Ontology annotation, biological process: dTMP biosynthetic process; one-carbon metabolic process; tetrahydrofolate biosynthetic process. The record is from RefSeq and is a predicted model, not a curated record.